AUGAAACUAGACGUUAUCGGUGGCCAGGCUACCAGGCUAUCUUUAAACCAAAAACCAGUGAAGCUAGAUUUAGCAGCGUUACUGAAGAAUAGGAAAGAGAGAGAAGAAGCAUCCGCUAGUACUUCUAAUGGCAUUUUGGAACCACUUCCCGCUUCACAAGACCAAAUGCAACAUACCAGUGAUGAGGAAAAUGAUAGCGAAUUCGACCUCAGUCAGACUUUUGAAACCAAUUCCUUGAAUUCAAACUCUACUGUUUCCUCAAAUGCUGAUGAUUCAAGUCAAAGUGGGUCACAAAGCGGGUCCAGUCAAAGUGGGUCGAGUCGAAGUAGGUCAACUCAAAAUAGGUCAACUCAAAGUGGAUCAAGUCGAAGUGGAUCAAGUCGAAGUGGAUCAAGUCGAAGUGGAUCAUCAAGUCAAAGUGGAUCAUCAAGUCAAAGUGGAUCAUCAAGUCAAAGUGGAUCAUCAAGUCAAAGUGGAUCAUCAAGUCAAAGUGGUUCAAACCCAGGUCGGCCAACCGUGAGAGAACUAUUAAAUGAAAUGAAAAAAACUCAAAUUAAAGUAUCGAUUAACAAUGGAACAGACCUUUCUGGCAUUACCUUUGACAAUCUCCAAAACAGCGAGAUAGACGUAAGUGACGAAGAAAAACUAGCGAGAAUCCACGAAUUAAUUAAAGAGAAGUAUAGAUGGGCCUCAGAAAACAUUUACGACGUUAGUAAAUAUUGUCAUGCAUCUGGAGGUGAAUGUACAAACCCUCAUUGCCCUGGAAUGUACCGUAGGUCAACUCCUUCAACAUCGAAUACAUCUGAUUCUACGCAAGAAAGUACAGCUGGACCUAGUACAUCCGAAUAUACUACUCCAUCCACACUUUUGACGAAUACAGAAAAUGGGACUGAGACUAACAGUUCUGAGCCAGUUGGUAGAAUAAUCAAACAUUUAGUUUCCAUUCGCAGGAACAGAAGCGGUAACUGCGAGGAUGAUGCUCGCCGUCGAGAGGAAAAUAGAAAUCUCUUGACCAACCUCAAAACACACCAACUGCUCAAAAAGUUUGCUUUGCAAAAUGAGCUUAUUAAUGAAAGCUCGAAGGCUGUUAAUGUAUGCAGGACGUAUCCCGACUUCUUUGAACCGCAAGUCAUCAUCGAAUCGGAAAAAAUUUUAUUGUUAGCAACUAUAAGAAAAGAGGCUAUAAAGAAGGAACUACAAAGACUAGAAAUUAAUGAUGAAGAUAACUUAACAUCCGGUACAUUCAAAAUUCAAAACAUAUCCCUUUACACCAAAAAGGUGGAUCCUAGAGUCUUUCAGCAGUGUAAGAUCUAUUACGUUUGCGUGGUUCACCAUGGAGCAAUGGUAUAUUCAACAAAAACUGUUCGGCAGUAUGGUAAUUGCAUAAUUAGAUUUGAAAAUAUUUUUACUUUCGAAAAUAUCAAUUCAGAUUUCGAAGUAAGAGUUAGUAUUUACGGACUUCAGCAAGAGAGUAGACCUUCAGUAUGGCCACCAAAGGUUAAGGGACAACUCUUACCUUUGCCUAACGUUGUCAAGAAGUCACUUUUCGAACUAUGGGGUACACGCACCGUAAAACCGUCUCAAAGAAAUUAUAAUGUAUACGACCUCCUCCAUACUCCUUUGGACGUACCUAUGGUUAGUACGUUCAGAGCUGCCGUUACUAUAGAUUUCAAUAUCAAUGUUAAAGAGACAGGGUACCUCGCGUUAGGUCUUUCAGUCCAAGGAUACAUCCUUUGGGAAGAAAAGUGGUGUACGCUGGAAGGCUGUAUCCUAAAAUAUUGGAACUUCAAACUAGAAGAAAACACUUGUGUUCCAGAAGGUGAGAUAGAUUUAAAAAAUUGUGUUUCAUACGAGUUUACUGAUGUUGACGAGGAAAUCUGCCCAAAUCCCACAACCUUGGGUAUAAGUGUUAAAGAUGAAUUUAACAACUAUAAAUACUAUUUAUUAUCCACUGAAAACCUAAAGGACUUCGAAAAAUGGACCCACAGAGCACGAUACAUUACAAGUAUUUGGUUGAACGCCUAUAAAGAAAAUCCAACAGAUCUGGUUAUUGAACCAAAUCGUUGGGAACUUGCUGAAGAUAACACAUAUAAAUUCAAAUGGUUUGAAGGGUCUUAA
Molecule: messenger RNA, 2118 nt
Organism: Diabrotica virgifera virgifera (western corn rootworm)
Lineage: Eukaryota; Metazoa; Arthropoda; Insecta; Coleoptera; Chrysomelidae
Product: anillin-like
Exons: 7
Coding region: 1-2118 (705 amino acids)
Biological process (GO): mitotic cytokinesis; actomyosin contractile ring assembly; septin ring organization
Cellular component (GO): actomyosin contractile ring
Source: RefSeq, a predicted model, not a curated record